This is a messenger RNA of Stylophora pistillata, 2828 nucleotides long. RefSeq lists its product as uncharacterized. Gene Ontology annotation, cellular component: cytosol. Gene Ontology annotation, molecular function: phosphoglycolate phosphatase activity. Lineage: Eukaryota; Metazoa; Cnidaria; Anthozoa; Scleractinia; Pocilloporidae. The record is from RefSeq and is a predicted model, not a curated record. Gene Ontology annotation, biological process: dephosphorylation; DNA repair.
CUCAAGCUUUCCGCCAUCUUUGAUUUCCGCUGUCCAUAUCGGAUGGUUACCACUGGCUCAGUUAUGACUUAGCAAAAAUGGCGGACGAACUUAACAAAACUGCGAACCUACCGGCAAACAUAAAAUUGUUCGUGUUUGAUCUGGCAGGUACAACUGUAGAUGACUCGAUUGAGGGUGUACCACUUGUGGCUAUCGCCAUGAAAGAAGCAUUUCACAAAAAUGGCCACAGCAUCGACGUGAGUUUAGUCAAUAAAUACCGUGGAAUGGAGAAGAGAGACGCAAUUCAGAGUAUCUUAAACGAGGUACACGAGUCAAACGAGUCAACCAACACGACAGCUAACGUCAGUGUCGACCUCUUAUUCAAGGAUUUCAAAUUUUUUCUGAAUCAGAAUUUGUCAUCGAUUAAAAACGAAAUCCCAGGAACAACUGAAGUUUUUCAGAAGUUGAAAUCCACAGGAGCAAAGAUUGCUGUUGGCAGCGGCUUCCCGCACAGUGUCGUUGAAACCAUCACAGAUACCUUGAACUGGUCCAGCCUGGUCGAUUUUGUCUGUAGCGCAGAGAAAGCGGGUCAUGGAAGGCCUCAUCCAGCAAUGAUCCACUCGGCUAUAAAAUUUUUUGGGAUAAUGGAUCCACGAUCAGUAGUCAAAGUUGGGGACACUAAGGUCGACGUUGAAGAAGGAAAGAACGCUGGUUGUUGGACGAUCGCGGUGUUAACUGGGACACAGAGCAGAGAGUUUAUUGCAGAGAGUAAACCGGAUUUUAUCAUCAACAGCAUUGCUGAUUUACCUGAUCUAUUGUCAGGGACAUUCCAUAUAUGAUCUCGAACAACUUUGUUGAACAAUUCGAAUCACCGUGUAUUUGAAAUUCGGAAUAAAAACGAAACGACACCUUUCGUAUUAUGCCGUAGUUUGUUACAGUGAUCACCCGAGUGAGCCAAAGUUUCGCCUAGUUAGGAAUGCUGUUUCUCACGCAGAGCUUUUUUAAGCGGAUUUCUAUCGUUUUACAACGACAACACAUGACAUACAAACGUAACAGAAGGGGACGUUAAGCCCUGAAUCACUCAUAAUUCUGUAGAGAUACCACCCUUGAUUAACCCUCGUGCGAUUUUGAGUAAGCAUCCAAUUAGUCAAACAUUAAUCGCUGAGGGUUUGCCUAACCCUAACUCUUAGACUAAAACAUUGGUGGCCAUUGAUAUUUGAAGGAAGGCGGCCAGCAACAUCCAGCCUUUCAAGACAGAGAAUUCUAGCAACGUUUUCAAGUACGUGUGUAGGCUAAAUAAAAAAAAAAAAAUUGCACGUUCACGGCUUGCGCAAAAAAAGUAGUGUACGGACUUCCUUUAAUACUUCAAUAUAUUGGCUUCUAGACAUAAAAUAGCGUUACACCGUUGGGAGAUUAAUUAGUUGAGCUCGGCUAAGCUAAACAGUAGGCACCAGGGAUCUGAGCUAUGAUAUAGUUCCUCUAUAUUAUAGCUACGUACUUAAUUCUUGAGUUCGUUUUUUUAGGUGCCACUGCUGGAGAAAAUGCCACUGCUACUUCAAACCACUAAAUGAACAAAUAGUGAAAGGGUUGAGGGUUUACAUAUCCCAUUGACCUUUGUUACUCGGCAUACUUGCAAUACUUAAUUCGAUAAAGCUAAUACAAACAAACCUACAUGAAUCGCUAAUGAUGAACACGUGAAGAAAGAAGGUCCAAUAUAACAAGCUGGGAGAACUGAGACAAAAAGAACACGAAACUUCGAUUGGAUCUUUCAUGGCGCACACACUCUACCCCUGCAAGAAUAUUUAGCUAGGGAUACCAACUGCUUGAAGGUUAGUCCCCACAGUAGAGCCUACUCUAAGAUAAUUCAAAUACAAACGCUUCAUCCAAUCACCAAAACAUCUCAGUGAAAAUUAGAAACCCUUUAUGUGAGCUGACCCCGAGAAAACCCUUGGGCAAUCAUGAGAUUUAAACCAUAGAAAUAAAUGAAUCAUCAAGAAACUAUCAUGUACAAAUCCUAAGACAGAAAAAUAUCUCACAAAAAUAGGAUCUACGAAAAUGAUUGAAAAAUACCUACUUAGGUUUGCCAAAAAAAUUACUUAAAUAUUUCCAUAAAUUUAGGCAAACGGAGAGGAAAGUCCAGAUCUUGCUGUUUAAAUCGAUCAGCUGUUUUGGUUAACAGGGUCUUAGAUCUUUCCAUCGAUAGCCCAAUGGAGGUAGGAAAACUGAUGAGACCACUCUUCAGUAGAGCUAAGAGCACUGUAUUUCAUUCGUCCACAUUUUCUCAUUAGUUAUUGUAAACGUGAGGAUCUUGUAAUGAUCUAGGUUACUAGAUUUUGGGUCUCCAAGCUACUUUCCAAUGAUCAGUGAAAGACUGAAACUUGUUAGUUCUACCCUGCUUGGAAAAAAAAAAAAAAGAGACAAUGAUAGACCAUGAUGGAACAACAAUGACUGGGGAUGAAGAGGACUGAGACGGAUUACGGAAAAAAAAAUUAAAGAAAUUUCAAGGAUCCCUGAUCGUGACAUAUUUAGCUGCUUUUAAGUGCUGCUAAAGGAUCUUUACAUAACGUCAGACAUACCAUUCACUUACAACUUCCUGUUCUCAUUCUCGACGAAUUUUAAGGUAAUUUUUCCUCUGGUAGAUACUUAUGAUGUAUUGACGAAUCUUUCAACAACGGUAAGCUGUGGAACUGGCAUUUUUUCUGAGACUACUCAAAGCUGACAUUUCCUCAAAAUCUAUGGCUGAACUUACUCUUCCUGUCGCCUGUUGUGAUUCCUUGGCGCGCGCAGCUAGCGCGAGAAUAGUUAAAAUAACCGCGCUUCUCGCGGGAGACCACGAGUUGUCGAACUCG